Trichoderma citrinoviride is the source of this 1185-nucleotide messenger RNA. RefSeq lists its product as hypothetical. Gene Ontology annotation, biological process: positive regulation of transcription by RNA polymerase II. The record is from RefSeq and is a predicted model, not a curated record. The transcript is spliced from 4 exons. Bases 1 to 1185 code for a protein of 394 amino acids. Lineage: Eukaryota; Fungi; Ascomycota; Sordariomycetes; Hypocreales; Hypocreaceae. Gene Ontology annotation, molecular function: DNA-binding transcription factor activity, RNA polymerase II-specific.
AUGGCGUUCCAGCAGUCGUCUCCCCUCGUCAAGUUCGAGGCCUCUCCCGCCGAAUCCUUCCUCUCCGCCCCCGGCGACAACUUCACAUCUCUCUUCGCCGACUCAACACCGUCAACACUCAACCCUCGGGAGAUGAUGACCCCCGACAGCGUCGCCGACACCGAGCACCGCCUGUCCGUCAUCCCCGAGUCACUGAACGGGGAGGACGACGACUCACACUCCACAUCCGCUACCUCAGAAAAGAAGCCUGUCAAGAAGAGGAAAUCAUGGGGCCAGGUCCUUCCUGAGCCCAAGACCAACCUCCCUCCUAGAAAACGUGCAAAGACGGAAGAUGAAAAGGAGCAGCGCCGCGUCGAGCGUGUUCUCCGAAACCGCCGCGCCGCGCAGUCCUCGCGUGAACGAAAGAGGCUCGAAGUCGAGGCUCUCGAGAAGCGCAACAAGGAGCUUGAGACGCUCCUCAUCAACGUACAAAAAACCAACCUGAUCCUCGUCGAGGAGCUCAACCGCUUCCGACGCAGCUCAGGCGUCGUCACCCGCUCGUCCUCCCCCCUCGACUCUCUCCAGGACAGCAUCACACUAUCUCAGCAACUCUUCGGCUCACGGGAGGGCCAAAACAUGUCCAACCCCGAGCAGUCCUUGAUGGACCAGAUUAUGAGGUCCGCGGCUAACCCUACCGUUAACCCUGCCUCCCUCUCCCCCUCUCUCCCCCCCAUUCCGGACAAGGAGGAAGAUGAGGAGCACGCAGAGGAAGACGAAGAGAUGGAGCAGACAUGGCAAGAGGCUGACAAGCCCGCCGCCGCCAAGGAGAAGAACAGCAAGCAGUCCCGCGUCUCCACUGAUUCGACACAACGUCCUGCAGAGAUGUUGUGCGACCCGCAGUACGACGCAAACCACGCCGCCUAUGACAUUGUGGCAGCGAGCAACUAUGCCGCUGCGGACCACGAGCUCGACCUCGAGAUCCACGACCCUGAGAAUCAGAUCCCUUCGAGACAUUCUAUCCAGCAGCCCCAGUCUGGCGCGUCCUCUCAUGGAUGCGACGAUGGCGGCAUUGCGGUAGAGGAGAGGAGGAUACGCCUGAAGCAGCACAAGAAGCAGGCCGCGGCUCUCGACCCCGAGAAGCGCGCCUCGACAGACAAACGCCGACAACAACACCACCAUCACCAGAUUCCUUCGUUUUCAAAGUAG